UUUUUUGUUUAGAAAAGGAUAAAGAUUUGCGGUGAUCUUCAAGACGAUAAUAACUCUGAUAUCUACAAGAAUACAUAUUCCACAGUCCCGAAAGUAAUUUUACGAUCAGACGUAGUUAUGCAAUAUAUAUAGUUCCAGCUCUGAACAAAAAACUGGUUUCGAAAGCAGCUAGUCCAGUGUUAAUCCGAGCCUCGAACUCGGAUAUUCAGAAUCUGCAAAAUGAAUUCCGUUAAAAUAGGCGCUAUACCGAUUUCGUCGUUGAUCAUAAAUCGUAUUGUCUUUCCCAAAAACUCGAAAGAAAUUGCAAAGGAUUAAUCAAAUCCUUCAUCAAUUAUCCUGUUCCGUUUAUCGCGUUGAUUUUUAGAGCUCGGCCACAAAAAAUGACUACUUUAUGAAUUAAAAAAAAAUCGUCGCCGUUCCUGUAGAUCCAAUUUCGUACAAUCUCUAGAUUUUUAUGUAUAAAAUAUAGAUCAUAACGCGGCAAAAGGACGAGAAAUCUUCGUAUUUUUAUAACUCCUGAUACGCAUGCGUAAAGCGGGGGAUCGCGCGCCAAAACAGCAACUGUUUACCCGAACCGAACGUUCCACGUUUCUGCGUUGUUGGUGGUUAUUGGUAAAUAACGUUCUUGAUAAUCCCACCUGACAUUAUCCACAUACAUUUAAAUCAGUUUAAAUAUAUAUGCUUUAUAUGAAUUUUCUGUGGAGGAUUCACGAUGGCCCAUCACGCAGCUGAUAUGCAAACGUUUAAUCAGGAGUUUGUAAAAUAUACCUGAAACAUAAUACAAGUAUUCUUUUGCUACACAAUCCCAAUAUUGAAGGUUUAGAAGAGAUGAAGUUAAAACGAUCCCAACUUCAAUCUCUGAUACAAUCCCAGGAAGAAGAGAAGAACAAUUUACAAAUCGAAAUCGAGAAGAUGUCGCAUCAACUUACAUACCUGAACGAUAGCUUAACAAAAAAAAUCGCGAUCAGAAACGAAUUCGAUAGAGCUAUUACUGAAACUGAAACAGCAUUUAUAAAGAUUCUAGAGAGUUCCGAAAUAUUGCUUAACAUGCUCAAAAAAGAAUCUGUGAGUUUGGAUCAAACUUUAGGAUCAAACAAUAAUGAUAACAAUAAACAGUACCGAUAAUAAAAUAUAAAAUAGAACUUAAUAAAAAAAUUAUG
This is a messenger RNA of Trachymyrmex septentrionalis, 1160 nucleotides long. Its product is annotated as Sjoegren syndrome nuclear autoantigen 1 homolog. Gene Ontology annotation, cellular component: ciliary basal body; centrosome. The record is from RefSeq and is a predicted model, not a curated record. The coding region runs from base 829 to 1125 and encodes 98 amino acids. Lineage: Eukaryota; Metazoa; Arthropoda; Insecta; Hymenoptera; Formicidae. The transcript is spliced from 4 exons.